Messenger RNA from Gastrolobium bilobum, 2619 nucleotides. Its product is annotated as polyadenylate-binding protein-interacting protein 7-like. The record is from RefSeq and is a predicted model, not a curated record. NCBI's taxonomy places the organism in Eukaryota, Viridiplantae, Streptophyta, Magnoliopsida, Fabales, Fabaceae. Bases 448 to 2181 code for a protein of 577 amino acids. The transcript is spliced from 6 exons.
GUUUGUAGAGAGAGAGAGGUCAAAUCGAGUGGCGAAAGGUUGGGUGUCUUCUUGAGUAUUUUUGUGGUGGUGGUAGUGCUGCUAUUAGCUACGAGGGUUUCAAACAAAAAAAAAAAAACUGUGAAAGAAGAGAGAGAGAGAGAGAGAGAGAGAGAAAAGGAAAAAAGAGAAAGGAAAGAGAGAGAAGAAGAAGAAGAAAAUCCUGAUAACUGAGAUAACAAUACUGGAGAGAGUUCCAAGCUCCAAUUCCCAGAAAAAAAAUAAAAACUUGUUUUGCUUUAUCUCUAUAUUUCUCCCUCUCUUUCCCGUUGAUCUCGUGCAAUCUUUGCUCAUGGAUCCAUUUGAUUUGAUUCGUAAAGGGUUUGGUUGAAGUUGUCUGGAAUUUUCCUGUUACUAUUUUUGAAGUCCAUAUAUGUUUUAAUCAAUUUGUUCAUAUUCUAUUCAAUAAUGAGCUUAUCCAAGAAAGGAUCCCAAACAGACACAACAAAACUGAGCGCCCCAAAGGCAACCGCUUUGAAUCCAAAUGCAGCAGAGUUCAUUCCUUUUGCCCUCAGAUCAUUGCCAUCUGCAAGUUCCAGCUCGGUAGAUGCAACAUCAAGGCUCUCUACUGCUGGAUCUCUUGGGAAAGCAGUUUUAGAUAGAUCAGAAUCAUCCAUAUCAAAUAAUUCUGAUGAUGAGGCCCACCAGUACUGGCGUUGUCAGCUCCCUGAUGAUAUCACCCCUGACUUCAAGGUGGAUGGAGAAGAUGAGUCCCAAGGUCUCAAUGACCUCUCUUUAGCAGGCUUAUCUGUACACGAUGAUGAUGAAUCCUCAAGGUUUCCUUCUUCUAAGGGAAGUAGAUAUAUAUUAAAUGAGGAGCAGGAAUUAUCUCAACAGCACCUUAAUGGCAAUACCUUUGCUGAUAAAUUAAGGUUUUCCAAUUCAACCUACAGGGAGGAACCAUCUUCAGCCAACUUUCUGAAUACAUUAGCAAAGCCUUGGGAUAUGCAAAUUGGGAAUACCAACCUGCAUGUUAACAGUGGUCGAGAGGUGCUUGCUUAUGAUGACAAUUCUAGACAUGGAUUCUUAAAUGAUGUUUUGGCUGAGAAUGCUAUUGUAAACGAUACUGAUUUGAACCCUUUGGAGUUUUUAGCUUCUAUAUUCCCUGGUUUUGCGUCAGAAAGCCUUGCUGAAGUUUACUUUGCUAAUGGAUGCGAUUUGCAUCUGACCAUUGAGAUGCUCACUCAGUUAGAGAUUCAAGUUGAUGGUAGUUUCAGUCAGAAUCUGAGUCCGAAGACUCUGUCAGCUCCCAAUCUGAGCGCAAUGGACUUUCCAGCACUUAAUUCACCAAAUGGCCAGGCUACUUCUGCAAAAUAUGCUGCAGAUAAUGUCCAACAAAGUGGCAAUCCUUACCUAUCAUCUGACAAAGACAUGCUCAUGUUCAAAUCUAGCUCUUCUAUUCCAUCUAGAGGUGGUGUUGAUUUUGCUUCAGCUGUCAGGAAAUUGGCUGCUGAGGAUUCUGGUAUAUGGAAGUAUGACAGAAAUGAUUCUGGUGAUGCUUCCUCUGGCUCAAGUAGGAGUUUAAAUGCUCUGGCUAGUGCCUACAAUGGUGGACAGGGGAGAUCUAACUUUGGUGAUAGGUUACAGAGCCGUGGUUCUGCUCGGGCAGCUCCUGUUUGGCUUGAAACGGGUGACGCAGUUGCAAAUAUGUAUUCUGAGCUGCGGGAGGAGGCUCGUGAUCAUGCACGCUUACGUAAUGUAUAUUUUGAGCAGGCACGGCAAGCCUACCUUAUCGGAAAUAAGGCCCUUGCAAAGGAGCUAAGUGCUAAAGGGCAACUGCACAACAUGCAUAUGAAAGCUGCUCACGGAAAAGCUCAAGAAUCUAUUUACCGGCAGAGGAACCCUGUUGGUCCAGAUAUGCAGGUGAAUGGAAGAGGACAUGAGAGAAUGAUAGACCUACAUGGGCUGCAUGUAAGUGAAGCCAUUCACGUACUGAAACAUGAAUUGAGUGUGCUAAGAAGCACUGCUAGAGCUGCUGAGCAGCGUUUGCAGGUUUAUAUCUGUGUUGGCACUGGCCACCACACCAGGGGUUCCCGCACUCCGGCGAGACUUCCGGUAGCUGUACAGCGUUAUCUACUCGAUGAAGAAGGCCUUGAUUUCACAGAACCGCAGCCAGGCCUGAUUCGUGUUGUGAUAUGUUGAGCCAAGGAUAUUAUGAUGACAAAGGGGUAUACAAGUUUUUGACACGGUAAAAAUCCAUGAACAUAUAGACAUUGUAGUCAUUCUUGUAUCUGUACAUUGGAAGUAUUGGCGAUGGCCAAGUCUGAAGAAAAGAGCAAAAAAAAAGGUUGGGAGGGUGGUCUUGAGAAAGAAAAAAAUGGAGAAGUUUAGAAGUAAAGAGAAGGGUUGUAGCAAAUUUGUACCAUUAAGGUUUUACUGAGGCAUCUGAUUACAUUAGUCAGCAUUUUCCUUCUGUUAAUUUUGUACCCUAAUUUUCAUUUCUUUGUUAAAUUCCCUUUUCCUUUGUUUUUUUUUUUGUUUUUUUUUGUUUUUUCCUUUUUCUAUUUUGAUUCAGAUGUAACUGAUAGAACUCAAUUACAUGAUAGUACAAUUCACUUUGCCAAUUAGAUUCAAUGCCAA